Messenger RNA from Metopolophium dirhodum (rose-grain aphid), 962 nucleotides. RefSeq lists its product as uncharacterized. The transcript has a single exon. The coding region runs from base 161 to 847 and encodes 228 amino acids. NCBI's taxonomy places the organism in Eukaryota, Metazoa, Arthropoda, Insecta, Hemiptera, Aphididae. Gene Ontology annotation, cellular component: elongator holoenzyme complex. The record is from RefSeq and is a predicted model, not a curated record. Gene Ontology annotation, biological process: tRNA wobble uridine modification.
GUCUGAGAUCUCUUCACAGACACUGACACUGUCCACGCGUUCCUAUACAUCCUUAUAGCGGGAAACAUUUAAACGAAAAUCGCGAUUUGGUGGCUAUUAGGCUACUAGCUUUCUGGUUCCCGCCGUCCAGUGUCUACUACGUCGUUUGACUGCAGACGCGAUGUCCAACGUGGACGUUUUGGAGCAAUUGCAGCUGGUGCUCAGGCCUGACAUGUCGGACCGGCGGAUUGUGUGCGUUGAGGAGGCAGACACCGCCAAAGCGGACAUGAUCCUAUCGUUUUACAUGUGGUACGUGUUCACCAAGACUGACCUUCCCGUGUGUAUGGUUGGUGUCCGAGAUACAUAUGGUCACUACCAGAAUGUAGGCCUGAAGUUCCAUUACAACCUGUUGUCGAUGUCCAAUCAAAAGCGAUUUGCGUUUGUCGAGUCUAUUGUGUCCGUUGACGGUCUGGUCAGCUGCGCACAAGACCUACUAAAAAGAUACCCUACUGGCUCUGUCUACAUGGUAGUGGAUGAUGUAAGUUCGCUAUUGUUGUUGGGUGAGAGCCUUGAAGAUAUUGUUGGAUUCCUGAUAUUUUCCAAGCAUCAACCACGCCUUUGUUUAGUGAUUGGCUGUUGGAAACAUAAGGCUGAUGAAUCAGCUAAGAGGCUAUCAUCUGCUGUGUCACAUCUGGCCGACAUCAGGGUUGCACUGGCACCGUUAGUUACUGGGUUUUCUAACACUGCAACAGGCACUAUGAGGAUCACUACACACGAAUCACUGUUCUGCAUAGACGACGUGUCUUACCUGUACAAGUUGGCCGACAAUGGUCUUAAGUUAACAUUAAAUUCAGGCUCUGUCAGAUAAAACCAUUAGGUUUUUAAACAUUUUAUGAGCUGUUGUAAAGUGAUAUGAUGUGAUGCAUACUGUUUGUAUAAAAUUAAUUAAUAAUAUAUUGUAAAUAAAUAUCAACCAACAAUAA